Messenger RNA from Nannospalax galili (Upper Galilee mountains blind mole rat), 2060 nucleotides. RefSeq names its product carbonic anhydrase 5A (gene Ca5a). Gene Ontology annotation, cellular component: mitochondrion; cytoplasm. Bases 963 to 1877 code for a protein of 304 amino acids. Gene Ontology annotation, molecular function: zinc ion binding; carbonate dehydratase activity. NCBI's taxonomy places the organism in Eukaryota, Metazoa, Chordata, Mammalia, Rodentia, Spalacidae. The record is from RefSeq and is a predicted model, not a curated record. The transcript is spliced from 7 exons.
UUUCACUUCUCCCACCCCACCCCCGGGGUUCUCAGGCCCACAGCUAACUCACACAUCACCCCAGUGUUCUGGCCUGUUGCAGAUCUCAGAUUCUGCAAUCUGUGAUGUCAGACAUCCCACCCUCUCAAAGACUUGUAGCAAUAGCAACAAUAAAAGACUCUGUGCAUGUUCCCACCCCAUGGGCUCCCCUUCAGUACAGAGUGUCUGAGGACAGGCUGCUGCUCUGACUAGAGCCAGAAUCCCUGAGACCUGAUGCAAGAUCAGGUGUCAUGGCCAGGGCCACCAAAUUCACUGUCCCAACGUGGACAUUGUCCCAACGUAGACUCUUGGUGCAUGAGAGGGACACUGUUGGUGUUUAUAGCAAGACUCAGGAUAACCGGGGAGCAUCCUGGUCACAGGACAGCCUACUUCAGGGUUGUAUCAAGCUGGAUCUAGGCUGUGGAGAGGGGUCCAGGGUGACUCCAGUUGCCCCAGGCAGUCGGGACGCCUGCUCAGUACCUCUCCACCAAGUGCCCUGUGGCUUCCCCAGUCCCUGUGCUCUUGACCCUGCGCUGUUCUGUCCAUUCACAUGCUAGAGUUCUGUGCUGCUCUGCAGUGCCCAGGGUUCUGAAACACACGAUCAAUACUGCAGGGGACAGGAACUUUGCCCUUGCCCUCAUCUGCCUUUACGUCCACCCCUGGCACUCAAAGUCAGUCCACAUUAAGUUUCCUAACUCUCAGGCAGGCUACCCAGCUGUUUACAGACCCAAGCCAUAAUGACCUGUCCCCAGCAAAGGCCACUGGUCCACACACACCCAUACCUAAGCCAAAUCGAACAGCAUCCAGCAAGUUGGGACGGACAAAGUUUGAAAUUUAACCACUAGUCUUAGACGUUUCCAUGAGUUCCUGAAAAAGAUAGGUGCACCCCAUUCCACAGUUGCCCUGACCAAAAACAAGGAGACCCCACUGGAACCAGCCCCAAGAUGCUCAGGGCCACGAUGCUGGGGAGAGCCCCACACAAACCCUUAGCUGUCCUCAGGCAGACGUCGGGACCUCUCCGUGCAGCAAGGUUGCAGCCAUGGGACUCCCAGCAUUCCAGAGUGCAGAGAAGCAGCAGCUGUACAAGGCACCCGCUCUGGACUGGCUCAGUUUCCUCACCAGGAGGCACCCAGCAGUCUCCUAUCAACAUCCGGCAGAGGGACAGCAUCUAUGAUCCACAGCUGGCACCACUCAGGGUCUCCUAUGACGCUACGUCCUGCAGGUGCAUCUGGAACACUGGGUAUUUCUUCCAGGUGGAGUUUGAUGAUGCCUCAGAGGAGUCGGGGAUCAGCGGUGGGCCCUUGGAAAACCACUACAGGCUGAAGCAGUUCCACUUCCACUGGGGUGCAGGGAACGAGUGGGGCUCGGAGCACACAGUGGAUGAUCACAUGUAUCCAGCAGAGCUGCAUCUGGUCCACUGGAAUUCCACAAAAUAUGCAAAUUACAAGGAAGCCUCAGUGGGGGAGAAUGGACUGGCAGUGAUUGGAGUCUUUCUGAAGCUUGGGGCCCAGCACGAGGCCCUGCAGAGGCUAGUGCACAUCUUGCCGGAAGUAAGGCACAAGGAUGCGCAGGUGGCAGUAGGCCCCUUUGACCCCUCUUGUCUGCUGCCCACCUGCCGGGAUUACUGGACCUACAAGGGCUCCCUCACCACCCCGCCCUUGGCAGAGUCUGUCACCUGGAUCAUCCAGAAGACGCCCAUUGAGGUAGCCCCAAGCCAGCUGUCGGCCUUCCGCGCACUCCUGUUCUCUGCUAGGGGCGAGAAGGAGGAGGUGAUGGUAAACAACUUCCGCCCACUCCAGCCCCUCAUGGAUCGGCGGGUCAGUUCGUCCUUCCGGGCCGUCGCCGGGAUGAGGUCCUGACAACAGCCGACUGUCGGUCCCACGCGCAUCUGCAUUAAAUCCGGGCCGUGAAACCUCGUCAACGGUUCGUGCCUUGCUGCGCGCCACCGAAAUCCUUCAUGGAAACUGGAGCAGAAAAUAAAUAAAAACAAAUGAGUGGCAGCAGAGCCGGGGGUUCGGCCGGGACAUGCUCGGGUGUCUAGA